Molecule: messenger RNA, 1814 nt
Organism: Tripterygium wilfordii
Lineage: Eukaryota; Viridiplantae; Streptophyta; Magnoliopsida; Celastrales; Celastraceae
Exons: 2
Coding region: 1224-1391 (55 amino acids)
Source: RefSeq, a predicted model, not a curated record
AUAUACUUACCAUUACAGGGAAAACAAAAUCUCUCUCCCUUACUGUCAUAGAAUCAAUGUUUGUGUUUCUCUAACGUAGCUAGUUGCUUGGUCUCUUUAAUGGCGGACGAUGAAGAUAUUUGUCUUGGUUCGCUCGUCGUGCGUAUUGGCAAUCUUAUCAUUGCCUUGCCGACAUUCACCAACUUUCUGAGUCCUCUCUCUAAUCUCUUAUAUGCAUAAUGUAUAAGAGGCAAGAGACCAAGCUUCUGGCUUUUAUGGCUAGGCCCCAGUCACCCGUCAGCAUUAAUUGUGCCCCAGUGAGUUUGGAUUCUGAAUUAGUUACUGUGUGCGGGCUAUGUUCAAUUGAUACUUCCCAUUACAGGGGAAACAAAAGAUCUCUUCCUUACUAUUAAUGUUUGUGUUUCUAUAACGUAGCUUGCUAUAUCUAUAUGCAUGUAUGAUAUUAAUUGCUUGGUGUCUUUAAUGGGCGGACGAUGAAGAUGUUUGUAUUGGUUCGCUCGUCGUGCGUAUUGGCAAUCUUAUUAUUGCCUUGCCGACAUUCACCAACUUUCUGAGUCCGCGAUCUCUAAUCUCUUAUAUGUACGUAUAAUGUAUAAUUGUAUAUGGAUGUGUGUCUGUACUCUGUAUUGUGUGUGAACAAGUUCUUCAUCUUCUCUCUUUCUUCUUCUCAAUCUCUUCUGAAUUUCUUCUUGUCUUCGAACUAUCAUAAAUUCAUCACACCAAUCAUCCACAUUGAAAUCCAACAGGAUAGAUAGGAACGGGCAAGCAAUAAUGUUUGACUUCAAACAAAGCCUAUAUGAUUUCCCCUGAUCAGAGAGGCCUCUUCAUGAAGGUAACAAACCCAGGUCAGGGUAACAGAAUGAAUUUGCAACAAGCAAAAGCCUCUACGGAGUUGAUUAUGGAGGUUAUGGUCUUUCAAAACGCUAAUCCGGCUAAUGUACGGUUAUGGUCUUUCCUGUACAUGCCGGAAUGGGAUGGUUUGGGGUUUGACUCGAUUCUGGUCUGGAGAGUGGAGGCUGAUCUCAGUCUCUUUUAAUUUGUUUUUGGAAUUUUGGGCUGGGCCUCGUUCUUCCCCUCCCUUUAUAUGAGGUUUAGUCCAUCAUUGCAGCUGGAGUUAAGGUUAGGGCUUUCUGUAACAGCGAGUGUUACUGUUAAUAAAUUAGAAUGCCCGAGUGGGUAAGAGACUAGAGAGCUUCUCUGCCGUUUCAAUUUGACUAAAAGGAAUGGCGAAGUCAAUCACUCUGAUUCAAACAAUUGCGUUUGCAGGCGUCUUCUCUGCCGUAUCGUUCUGGUACGGCUUCGUGAUCGGUAGAGAGUCCUCUCGGAAAGAGCUCGGAGAUCUGGUUGAAGAUCUUCGCCGUCGGAACUCCGCCUCCUCGCCACCUUCUUGAUUCUGUGGUAAUUUAUUCUUUCUUUCUUUUUCUUCACUAUCUUCUUUUUCGUUUUUGUGUAUAGAAAAGUAUAUUAUGUUGAGGCAUACUGUAUUGUGGUGGAAAACUAGACGGUUCCAUAUUGAUUCCGUGCUUUGUGGGGAUUGCCAUCCACAUGUAAGCGCAUUUGCUAAAUACGGUGAGCACCGAACUGAGGCAAAUUGGUGUCUAUCAUUUAGUACAUGUGAGGGAUCUUUCCUGGAAUUUUUUUAGUUGAACUUGCUUCUUUGCUACCAGAAAACUUUGCUUUAGUUAGGGCCAGAAUGUGCAACACCUCUGAUGUGGUUUUGUUAUUUGUAAAGAAUUUCUGUGAUUGGGACUUACGAAGAAAGGAUACCAGUUAUAUUGAUUUUGUUUCCUUAAAGUAACGUCUUUUCAGCUCCA